CUCAACCCUAUCUCGGACGGCUUAAACUGCAUUAUCCAGUUCCGAUCUAGCAUCACGCCUUUCCGCUGCUGGGAUAAAGUUUUGCAGUUUUGCAGUCCAUGGCAUGUAUUAUUUACAAUACGAGUGUGUAAUAUGUGUAUAUGUGUAUGUGCUGCACGAAGUGAGAUGAGAGGAUGGGGAUCCCAAUUUCAUGCCCCAUGGCCAUGCGACCGCAAUCCCAACUCGGGAUUUCGAGCAGGAGCAAAUUUUUCCAAUCUGCGGAACCAAUUUACGGGCUGUGCUGUGAUGGGCACAGGGAUUCUUUCCAGCCCUGCGCUUGUUCUUUCAGCUGGGUUGAACCCGGCGCGUGGAUUUUCUCCUGCCCCGCACCUGGCCAACCUCUGAACGGAGUAAACCACACCGUAAUCAGCCGUAAUUGCGAAGGCGCCGCAACAUCGCAGGGCAUGCCAAGGCAUCCACCACAUCUCUUGGUCUUCGACGAUUUCAGAUUUGGGAUUGGAAUUAGACUCCCAACGACCUACGCAGAGAACUUGCUUUGCUUGCUCGCAGGCUCGCAGGCUCGCUCAAACAUCAUCAACGCCUACCUGCAUCCCCUUCCCUCUUCGCUUGGCGCGCAGGGCGGCCUCCCUUGGAACAGCCAGAGGUCACGCACGCAUGCCGCCACCUGCAUCAAGCCGAAACAUCUCAAGCCCCCUUUCCAUUCUUUCUCUCUCCCCCUGUUCCUUUGCACGCACCGGACACGUGAGCGGUGGCGUAAGCACGCACUUGCGCUGCUUUGUUAUUCCCGCCCCCUUCCCCCCCCCUCCCCCCUCCCACCCCCAACAGCAAACCCCUCCCAACCUUUUCCCAAACCUCAGGAAUCGAUCUCACUCUCAGGUUUUUCAACAUUCAGCGUUGCCAGUCAGAGGGCUAGCCUGCCCCGCCACCAUUACCACGAACUCCCGAUCCCCCACCUGGACUUCGAUCCAGGGGUCCUGAAAAGGAAAAGCGGCGAAGGCGCCUGAACGAUGUCAUGUUCUGAGAGAAGCCGACCGACUCGGGACAGGAGCCGCGGUUCGGGCCGAGUUUACACGCUGAGUACCGUCCAAGAAUUGCGACGAGCACCCAACACUCACUCCAGAACCUCACUCGAGAAAGUCUCCAUGUUGCCUCGUUGU
Hyaloscypha bicolor E is the source of this 1157-nucleotide messenger RNA. RefSeq lists its product as uncharacterized. The transcript has a single exon. Bases 174 to 1004 code for a protein of 276 amino acids. The record is from RefSeq and is a predicted model, not a curated record. Lineage: Eukaryota; Fungi; Ascomycota; Leotiomycetes; Helotiales; Hyaloscyphaceae.